Medicago truncatula (barrel medic) is the source of this 1802-nucleotide messenger RNA. RefSeq names its product TBC domain-containing protein C1952.17c. The transcript is spliced from 9 exons. The record is from RefSeq and is a predicted model, not a curated record. The coding region runs from base 111 to 1514 and encodes 467 amino acids. Gene Ontology annotation, molecular function: GTPase activator activity. Gene Ontology annotation, biological process: intracellular protein transport; activation of GTPase activity. Lineage: Eukaryota; Viridiplantae; Streptophyta; Magnoliopsida; Fabales; Fabaceae.
CUUCUGACAAAACUGAAUUUUGAUAUCCGAGUCGUGGAGAAGAAGAAGAAGCAUUUGCAAAACAAGAACUCACUCUUUCUCUCUCACCCUUCCAAAUUCCACUUCCUACCAUGCACAAAGGCAAGUUCAAGCUUCCACCUCCAGACAAGCCUGGAAGGUUCAUAUUUCCUGAUAGCCUUGGAAGCUUGGUGAUGAUCACUGGAUUGGAUGAAAAGGGAAAUGAAGUCGAGAGUUCGGAAUUUGAAGUUGAGUCCGGUGAAGAGCUGGAAUCGAUUAAACCUGGCGCGUUAGGGUUUCACAAAGAGAGUGAUGGUGGUGAUGAAGCUAUGGAUGAGGAAAAAGAUGAGAGUGAUCAAAGAAUUAGGAAGAAGAUGAAUAAAGAGGUUGUUGCAACUUCGGUUUCGCUGUUGAAAUCUAUUUCGUUGGAUGAGAAAAGAUCGGAUUUAGAAUAUGAGCUUUCUCGAAAGGAGAUUAAUUUGGAAAAGUUGCGAAGAAUUGCCAGCACUGGGAUUCCUGAUGGAGGAGGUUUGCGUGCUACGGCUUGGAAGCUACUCUUGGGCUACUUACCUUUAUGUCAUGAACUAUGGGAGACUCAAUUAAAAGAUAAUAGGCUAAAGUAUGUUAAUAUGAAAAAGGAGCUUCUCUCGAAUCCGUCAGAGCACAUUUGGAAGGAACCCAAGCAUUUAAGUUCGACUAAGCGGCAUGACAACAAUGCUAUUGAUGGCCCCCUCAGGCGACAUGAAAUUCCCGUGGAAGAUCACCCUUUGAGCCUCGAUAAGGAAAGUCUUUGGAGACAAUAUUUUCAGCAUACAGAGAUAGCAGAACAGAUAGAUCGAGAUUUGCAGCGCACACAUCCAGACAUGCCAUUCUUUUCAGCGGAGACAUCAUUUAGUCGAAAAAAUAGGGAAGCAAUGAAGAAUAUUCUUCUCCUUUUUGCGAAGUUAAAUCCUGCAAUUUGUUAUGUGCAAGGCAUGAACGAGGUCUUGGCGCCUAUAUACUACGUAUUUAGUGCCGAUAAUGACAAUCAAAAUGCUGCUAAUGCAGAAGCAGAUAGUUUUUCUUGUUUUGUUCGAAUCUUAGGCGACUCUGUGGAUCAUUUCUGUCAACAAUUGGACAACAGUUCAAGUGGCAUCCUUGCUACUCUUUCUCGUUUGUCGGAUCUACUUAAAGUAAAUGAUGAGCAAUUAUGGCAUCAUCUUGAAUUUACAACAAAGGUUAAACCACAAUUCUAUGCAUUCCGGUGGAUUACACUGCUACUCACUCAAGAGUUCAAAUUUGAAUCUAUUUUGAGAAUAUGGGAUACUCUUCUGAGUAAUACUUUUGGUGUUCAGGAUAUGCUUCUUCGGUUCUGUUGUGCAAUGCUACUUUGCAUGAAAAGCAGACUACUAAGUGGUGAUUUUGUGGCUAAUAUAAAGCUUUUACAACACUAUCCUGAUGAUGUUAACUUAGAAUACCUCCUUCAGGUAGCUCAGGACAUUAGUCCAGACACGUCCUCUUAUAUAAUGUCGCUUUGAUUUAUGACAAUGGACAUUUUUCAAAUGAUUUAGUUAAAGUUUAUUUGAAAAAGGGAACAUUCUAUACCUAACAUAGCACUAGGCACGGCCAUUGUAGAUAUUUAGAAUGGAGUUCAUGCCAUUUUGGUCCUUUUGGUUUGUUUGCAUGAGUUUUCAAGCUUUCAAUCUAAGAUUCAUAUGCAAACAUCGGUGAAGGACUAUAGAUUUGACGAGUGAGAACUCAUAGGGAAAUAAAAUCAUAAGUUUGAAACUUAUUUAAGACUAUUAAUUGCACAUGCAAGUUUCAAA